Hippocampus zosterae (dwarf seahorse) is the source of this 1996-nucleotide messenger RNA. RefSeq names its product proteinase-activated receptor 4-like. Gene Ontology annotation, cellular component: membrane. The transcript is spliced from 2 exons. Gene Ontology annotation, biological process: phospholipase C-activating G protein-coupled receptor signaling pathway; positive regulation of Rho protein signal transduction; blood coagulation. The record is from RefSeq and is a predicted model, not a curated record. Gene Ontology annotation, molecular function: thrombin-activated receptor activity. Lineage: Eukaryota; Metazoa; Chordata; Actinopteri; Syngnathiformes; Syngnathidae. The coding region runs from base 509 to 1663 and encodes 384 amino acids.
GUGAACGCUCUCCGCACGCGGGAACUUGAGGCGUCACCAUGGCAACGGCAAACCGCAGACGGGAAGUGUUCUUAUCGGUCCGGACGGUGACGUGAAAACAGGAAACGCGACGAAUACUUUCCACAUGCGCCGUAGCGCAUUAGGCGCACUACCCGGCAUACGUUGCAACAUUCUGGUGAGAGAAGCGACUCCUCAAAGGAACUCCGCACGGGCGCCUCUGGGCCGCAUCAAACUUCGCCUCGAACGAGACGACCUCGGUCGUCCAGAAGGGGCGGGGGGACAAAAAGAGAGAAAGAAAUAGCGGUACAAAGGAGAAUCUUUUGACAUUUGAGAGAAACAAAUGAUAGACAAGAGAGUAGUCAAGAACUCCAAAAAGCAGCAAAAAGAACCGUGUGAGUGCUAAGAAGAAGAAAAAUAACUUUCUUUGGGUUUCUCAAGAGCAAAGCGAGAAAAAGAGAGAAGGCGAGUGUCGGGGGGGGGGUGGAAGGAGAGCUGACGGAGGAGAAGGAUGAAGCGUUGGGGGGCCGCGCUCUCGGUCUGGCUGCUGUGGUCCGUCUUGGAGGCGUCGUCCUCGUCGUCUCCCGGUGCCGCCGAAGAAUGUUCCGGCAUGUCCACGCGUCUCCGGGCCUUCCGGCUGAAGGUGUCGUGCAACGCCAGCGCUCUGAACGACAAACAGGCGAAGGAGAUCCAGGCCCCGGCCACCACGCUGUACCUCCCGGGGCUCUACCUCCUGGCCUUGGUCUUGGGUCUGCCGGCCAACCUGCUGGCCCUCUGGAUCCUGGCCUUCAGGACCGAGCGCCUCCCGUCCACCGUGCUGCUCAUCAACCUGACGGCGGCGGACUCCCUGCUGCUGCUGGCGCUGCCCUUCCGCAUCGCGUACCACUUGCGAGGGAGCCACUGGGACCUGGGCGAGGCCCUGUGCCGCACGGUCACGGCCAUCUUCUACGGGAACAUGUACGGGUCGGUGCUGUGCCUGGCGCUGGUGGCCCUGGACCGUUACGUGGCCCUGGCGCACCCGUUCGGCGCCAAGACCCUGCGCGGCCGGCGGACGUCGCUGCGGAUGACGGCGGCGGUGUGGGCGGCGGUGGCGGCGGCCAUGUUGCCGCUGCUGCUGUCGCAGCAGACGUACGCGCUGGAGCGGCCCCGCAUCACCACCUGCCACGACGCGCUGCCCCAGCGGGAGCAGGAGAACUUCUUCCUGCCCUACUUCGCCACCCUCUUCACGCUGGGCUUCUUGCUGCCCUUCGCCGUCAUCGUGUUCUGCCACUGCGGCGUCCUGCGGGCGCUGCUGGCCGAGGGCGAGCGCUACGCCCGCGCCGUGCGGGUCACGCUGCUGGUGCUGCUGGUGUUUGUGGUCUGCGUGCUGCCCAGCAACGUCCUGCUCCUCCUCACCUACGCGGCCGACGGCGACGGCCUCGGCCAAGACGUCUACGUGCCGUACGUGCUCAGCUUGGCCCUCAGCGCCUUCAGCAGCUGCGCGGACCCUUUCAUCUUCUACUACGUGUCGGCCGAUUUCAGGGAAAAGGCCAGAGGCGCGCUACGCUGCCGGGGAGGCGCUCCGCCGCCGGACCAAGCGCCCCGCGAGGCGUCCUACUCCUCGUCCGGGCCCGGGACAAAAGUCACCCUGUUGUCCGUCUCCGCGCGGAACUCUGUCAGGAUCUGAGUGUCGUCGUGCCACCGAGCUCGUACGUUCGCACCGGACGACGAGUCACGUGACCGCAUCCGCUCGCCACCUCGAUGGCAAAGUCCAAGGUUGCCUCGUCCGCUCAUGUCAAAGAUGAGCGUGGACUUCCCGGGACGUCCUUCAGACCCUCCCUCGCAUCCACGGCAACAAUUUCAUCAAAGGCAAAACGGAACAGCGUCACUUGGUGGACAUGAAUACCUGAACAUGUUUACCACCGUUUUACAUUUUGCUUCGACACGUGUGUAAUGUGAAUUAAGAUGUUUCUUGCACGCAAAAAUGUGUCAAUUAAAAAAAAAAAGAUAGUCGCUUCUG